AGCUAAGCCUUUUUGCAAAGGGCUGGCCUUGGUGCACAAAUUCGGAGGAAGGCAAACCGAUGGCGAUCAAGUUGGCGGAUGGAAAGACGCAACAACUUAUCGACCGUUACAUCGAGGACGUACCGGUGUAUUUCGCACCUCAUGCAUGCGAACCGGUGACGUUCGACAUUUUGGACACGAACUUUGACAUCAUUCUGGGAAUGCCUUGGCUUGCCAGUGCGGAUCACACGGUCAACUUCCAUCGGCGGACUCUUAGCGUUCGCGACGCCUUCGACGCCGAAGUGGCGUGUACUAUUCCUCUUUCGCACCCUUCGAUUCGGUGCCAAGUGGUGACAGCCAAAUCAUUCUGGGCGACUUGCGCUUACGAGCAGCCCGAGGAAAUUGGCCUAUAUUUCCUACGGACCGUCGCGGUAGCCGACUCUUCACCCACGGACUUGUCUUCGGACCCCCGGGUGGUGCAGUUGCUGGACGAGUUCGCCGACAUCUUCGAGUCACCUACCGCCUCUAUCGGUGUGGUGUCGGAUCGGUCGAUCUCUCACGAGAUCAUUCUCGAGGUCGGUGUCGUGCCGCCGAAAGGUUGCAUCUAUCGGAUGAGCGAGGAAGAGCUUGAGGUCCUUCGCGCACAACUCGAUGACUUGUUGGCCAAGGGUUGGAUCCGCCCUAGUAGCUCCACAUAUGGUGCACCUGUUCUCUUCGUCCGGAAGAAGAACAAGGAUCUACGUUUAUGCCUCGAUUACCUCAAGCUCAACGCGCAAACCGUCAAGAAUGCGGGGCCUUUUCCUCUCAUCGACGAUCUUCUUGAGCGAUUGGGCGGCGCAAAAUAUUUCUCUAAGUUGGAUUUGAAGUCGGGAUAUCAUCAAAUCUCGAUCCGGCCGGACGAUCGCUACAAAUCCAUGUUCAAGACGAGGUGCGGGCAUUUUGAGUGGGUGGUCAUGCCUUUUGGCCUCACCAACGCGCCGGCGACCUUUCAAGCGGCAAUGGCCAACGAGUUUCGUGCAAUGUUGGACCGGUUCGUGCUGGUCUACGUAGACGAUAUUCUCGUCUAUAGCCGGACAUUGGAGGAUCAUCUUGGACAUCUUCGACGAGUGUUGGAGACGCUCUGCCACGCCAAGUACAAGACCAACCGCAACAAUCCGCUAUUGGACAAGAUUCAAACCAUCCAAGAGUGGGCGGAGCCACGAAACGUCAUGGAUGUCCGCUCGUUCCGUGGCCUCGUCGGCUACUACCAUCGUUUUAUCAAGGGCUACUUGAAGAUCGCGGCCCACUUGACCAAGCUUCAAUGCGAGGAUCGACCGUUUGACUUCGGCGAGGAUGCGCGAGAAUCAUUUUUGGCUCUCAAAGCCGCACUAUUAUCUGCGGAGGUCUUGUGCAUAUACAACCCGCUUUUUCCUAUGCGCGUCACUACGGAUGCAUUCGACUAUGGCAUUGGUGUCGUCCUCGAGCAACACGAUGGCGUGGACUGGCACCCAGUCGAGUAUUUCAGCAAGGAAGUGUCGAUCGUGCACUCCAUUGGCGAUGCACGCAAGAAGGAGUUCCUCGCCUUUGUCCACACGCUCAAGCGGUGGCGGCACUUCCUUCUUGGUCGAAGCCAAUUCCGAUGGGUGACGGACAACAAUCCGUUGGUCUUUUACAAGACCCAAGACACCGUCAACAGCACCAUCACUCGAUGGAUGACUUUCAUCGACCAAUUCGACUUCUUUCUCGAUCACAUUCCGGGGAAAUUGGACCGUUUUGUGGAUGCUCUUUCACGACGUUCGGAUCAUUGUACUGCAGUCUUCUCAACCUUCGAGAUCGACGACGACCUGCGGAACAACUUCAUCCGCGGCUACCAAACCGACCCCGAGUUUCGCGACAAGUACGCGAAUUGCUCCUCUCCUAAUCUGGCGCCUUCUCACUACCGGAUCCAAGAGGGGUACUUGCUUGUCCACACACGGGGGAAGGACCUUUGUGUACCGAGUGAUCCUCACUUGAGUACACGGCUUCUUGGCGAGUUCCACGAUGCUUCUGCCAUCGGACACUUUGGAAUCAAUCACACGAUUGGAUGACUUCGCGAGCGAUUUUGGUGGCCCGACCUUCUCGGCGACGUCACACGCUA
Messenger RNA from Chara braunii, 2095 nucleotides. The record is from the annotation of a GenBank genome assembly. NCBI's taxonomy places the organism in Eukaryota, Viridiplantae, Streptophyta, Charophyceae, Charales, Characeae.